CAUACUCUCGCUUUUUAGUCCGCCAACAACGACGCGCAAGCACAAUCUCCGCUCACGACGUCCAAUGCAAGCUCGACUUUACCCGAGCCUGCCCCCACAAAUCAAUCAAAUGCCGGAUCGCUGAGUCCACAGCCCCUCCAUCUACACCCUCCCGCCGUUCGGCGUCAGUCCCAGAGACAUGGCCGCCAUGGAGCGGCGACGCAAACGCGAUUUGAGGGAGCUCAAUACUCGAGCGUGGAACGGUGAACAAGAUGUCUUCCCGGUCCAGUCGUCGCUAGACUCGAGCAUGAAGAAGAACACAGGACUGAUCAAACGACUUCGCACCGCCAUCACGCCCGCAAAUGUUGCCACUUUUCUGCAAGAGAUUCGCUCCCUUUCGCUACACAAAUACUUGACCGAAAUCAUAUCUGCUUGCUUUGAGGGUUUGACGAAACUCAAGCUUGCUGGAGACAUCAGCGCUGCGGUCGAGAUUAUCAGCGCACUUCAUCAACGCUUUGGUCCGGAGGAGUUCACAAAUUAUCUGGGCUGGUAUAUCGGUCGUGGCCUCGCUACGCCGGAUAAAGCUCAGCUCAAGGCUCUGCCUGCCGACGUCCGCGAACGGGAGGAAAAAGACCGCAUAUCUCGCCAGAGGAUUCUUUUGAGAGUGGCCACGGAGCUCUGGCUGGUCGGCGUGUUGAAGAGCUUGGAAGACAUAUCAAAGCCGGAGGAUGCCAGCAAGGGACGGGACGUUCCCAAAGGGUCAGAUGCAGCUGCAAAGAGCAAGGCAAGCGCAGCUCGGUCAAACACCGCGGAUCCAGAGCCAUUUCCCUUGGAGGUGUUGAAGGAUAUGCUGGGCCAAGAUCGCGAGCACGUCAAUCUGCCUCUGGUGGUGCUGUUCGUGAAGACAUUCGCGUGGGAUAUCCUUGGCUCGAAGCCCAACAAGUCGGAAACACGCCAGUCAGUCACCGAGAAUGGCGCUCCUACAUCCAACGGUCACGCCGAGUCUGCGACCACAACUGAGAACGAUGAUGGAGCAUCUCCCGAUCCCCCAUUGACGCCGCCAGCCAUGCAAGAGCGUUUCAAGAACAUCCUACUGCGCUACUUUGAGGAUGUCAAGGCACACAUUGUCCGCGACCAGGACCGCUUGUCGGCCCAAGGCAGACGCAAUGCCGAAGCAUAUGUCAAGUCUGGAGAAGUUUUCGAGGACCGACAAAACAAUCACGAGAAAGCACUCAAGUCGCAGGAGAAAUUGGUGACUAGUGCGCAGACUUUAGCUGAGGUGCUCGGAGCUGAGAUGCCCGACCUCUCCGAGAAAGAUGCCAACUCGGCUGGCUUGGAGAGCAGCAUAGGACUUGUCAGGACAGGCGACUAUCUUCGGGGUCAAGCUGAGGGAGCGGGCAUUUGGGAAGACGAGGACGAGCGACGUUUUUACGAAAACAUAGUCGAUCUGAAAGACCGCGUGCCCGGAAUUCUCCUCGAGGAUGGCAAGAAGAAGAAGACUGAUUCUGAGGAGCAAGUAGGCUCCAAGAUUGAUGGAUCCGUGGAAUCGAAGGAGAAGGCUGUCGAGAACGACGACGGGUCGACUGCGAUCGCGAACAAGACGGUCGGAGCACAGGUCGAUGCUCUGCUCGCCAGACUCCACGAACUCACCACAAAGGAUCAAGUCGAUCAAUUCGCCAUUGAUUUCUGCUUCCUCAACUCGAAGGCUUCUCGAAAUCGGCUGAUCAAGUCGAUUGAAGAAAUUCCCAAAGGCAGGUCGGAUCUCCUGCCACUUUAUGCUCGCUUGGUCGCCACUCUCGGCCGCCAUUUGCAGGAUAUCCCGCAAGCCAUGAUUUCAUACCUCGACGAUGAAUUCCGCAGUCUGCAGCGCCGCAAAUCCAAGGAGUUCCUGGGCCAAGUGCGAAUGGUGAACAUGCGGUAUAUCGCGGAGCUGACCAAGUUCGGUGUUGUGCCGGAGCAUGUCAUUUUCCACUGCCUCAAGGUCUGUCUGGAUGACUUCUCGCGCAUGAAUAUCGAGAUCAUCGCCAAUCUGUUGGAGAACUGUGGCCGAUAUCUGCUUCGCAAUCCCGAGACCUCCCCACGCAUGGUGUCGUUCCUCGAAACUCUGCAACGCAAAAAAGGAGCUCAGCAUCUUGGACAGCAGGAACGCAUGCUCAUCGAAAACGCAAUGUACUAUGUCAACCCACCCGAGCGGGCCGCGAUCCAACAAAAGGAGCGCACCACUCUCGACCUCUUCGUACGAAAGCUUGUCUAUGUCGACUUGAGCAAGAAAUCGCUGGAUAAGAUCAUCAAGCAGGUUCGCAAGCUGCACUGGGAGGAGGCAGAGGUUGUGGAUAUGCUGCGGAAGAUCUUCGUCAAGCCCGGGAAGAUCCGAUUCGGCAACAUUUACUUGCUGGCGAUGAUGCUCGCGGCGUUGUAUCGCUUUCACACGGACUUUGCAAUUACUGUUCUGGACGAGUUGCAGGAGCGCGUCACGGUCGGUCUCGAGAUCAACGACUUCAAAUACAACCAGCGCCGCAUCGCGGAGGCCAAGUAUCUCGGCGAGCUGUACAUGUAUCGAGUGGUGGACUCCUCUCUCAUUUUCGACACCCUAUGGAAGAUUCUCAACUAUGGUCACAAAGGCGGAUAUGCGCAGCCUGGUGAAGUCUGCGCAAUGGAUCUUCCCGAUGACUACUUUCGCAUUCGUCUGGCAUGUGCGCUCCUGGAGACCUGUGGCCACUGCUUCGAGAAGGGUGCCGCAAAGAAGAAGCUCGACUUUUACCUCAGCUUCCUUCAGCUGUACAUCAACGUCAAAGAUCCGCUGCCAAUGGACAUGGAGUUCGUCGUUCAGGAUGCAUAUAGCCUGCUUCGCCCGCAGUGGAAGCUGGUGCUGAAUGAUCUGAACGAGGCGAGCAAUAUUUUCGCCGAGGCAUGCAAGCAGAACUAUCGCGAUGUAGCAUCCGGAAAGAACGCCGAGCCGGAGGAGCCAGAAGAGGAGUUUGAGGCCGGAGGAGAUCUAUCUGACGAUGCACAGGGUGAUGGCGAGGAUGCCGCCGCGGUCGAUGGCGAUGCGGCCAACGGCAAAUCUGACAGCGAUGAGGCCGCGCAAGGUGAUGAUGACAUGCAAGCUGACGACUCUGACGAAGAAGAACGAAUUGUCGUGACACGCCCAGAAGAUCAACGGGACCCCGAGGCUGAUGCAGAAUUUGAUCGCGAGCUCGCCAAGAUGAUGGCGGAGAGCGUGGAGUCCCGCAAGUUUGACCGCAAGACGCUGUUCGAUGUACCAUUGCCCAUGCGUCGGACUGCGCGAGAGGCUCCCGCCGCCGCGAUUCAAGAAAGCCCCGAGGCUGCUCCGGUGCCAAAGCCUGCCGCUGGUACGAUGAAGUUUGCCCUUCUGAGUAAGAAAGGAAAUCGUCAGCAGACACGAUCGAUCGACCUUCCGUCCGACUCGAACUUUGCCAUCGCCAUGCGAUCCCAGCAACAAGCUGAGAAGGCUGAACAACAACGGAUCAAGAAUCUGGUCUUGAACUACGACUUGACCGAUGACCAGCAAGAUGGCGCCUUCGACACCUUGCACGGUGCACCACGAUAUGACAAGUCGGGUAAUACUCGUAGCAAACAGCGAGCGAGAAAACUUCAGUUGGGAGACAUCGAUUGGACAUGAUCAUGAGUGUUUGGAGGGUUUUCAUAAUCUUCCAGUGCUACAGUCAUCUUGGCCAUGUGCCGCAUACCGCAUGAUGAGGACUAGGUUCCAUACACCUGCGAGGGGAUCAAGCCAUGCGCCGACCGCAUCCGAAGGUCCAGAUCGAACAAGACCAUGCAGAGCAGAAGACGUAUGGUGCUCAAGCUGGUAUUCCAGCUCGAGUCCUGCACUGACGCCUCGAUGAAAUAUGGGGACCCGGUUGUGUCAAGCUGCGUUGAGGAUCGUGGAGGCGGGGGGAGGGCCGCAUGCCACAUGGCUGCGCCGCCUGGUGAGAUUGAGAGAAGUUACAUUAACUGCAGUCACUCUUUAGACACGUUCCUUUGAGUCAUGAAGGAGGUCAGACGAGGGACGAAUAUUCAUGUCGUCCCAGGCGCAGGUUUCAGAUGCCCAGCUAUCUAACGCAUACGCUUCCAG
Zymoseptoria tritici IPO323 is the source of this 4075-nucleotide messenger RNA. RefSeq lists its product as uncharacterized. The record is from RefSeq and is a predicted model, not a curated record. Gene Ontology annotation, molecular function: protein binding; RNA binding. Lineage: Eukaryota; Fungi; Ascomycota; Dothideomycetes; Mycosphaerellales; Mycosphaerellaceae. The transcript has 6 exons. Bases 179 to 3622 code for a protein of 1147 amino acids. Gene Ontology annotation, biological process: nuclear-transcribed mRNA catabolic process, nonsense-mediated decay. Gene Ontology annotation, cellular component: exon-exon junction complex; cytoplasm.